AAUGAAGCAGUGCGUUUUAAUACUUCUUGUUGUUGUAUUACCGGUAUAAGAGUGACGUGGUAGUGAGUUCAAACAAAAAUUUUGUAGAAUGGCACACGCUUACUUUGCGAAGUGGGCGGUGGGCACCAUUUUGAUUGUCUUCAUUCACACAGCUAUUGCCAGAUAUAAUCCACUAAGAGAUCCCAGCAUCUGUGGGAAACCUGAAUGUAAAGGUGGAGACAAGUUUAAGUACAAUCCUGAAGUUCAGCAGCUCUAUACUUACAAUAUUGACAUUGCAACAUUAUUCAAUGGAACAAGUACAAAUGAAUCCACUUUACACGUAGAAGCCACCAUAAAGUUGGGGUUCAUUUCGGAAUGUGAAGGAAUACUCUCCAUCUACGAUGUAACGUUAAGUGACAACCCCAAUACUGUUGCUGAUGGAGAUUAUGUUACUGGUGAUGACUACGAGCAAUCAAACAGCGAUGCCUUUGCGGAGGACAUUAGCCACCACACAUUACGUUUUUCCUUCGAGGACGGCACUAUAUCGGAAAUCUGCCCAGACGAAAAAGAAAAGAGCUGGGUGUUGAAUUUUAAACGCGGCCUUUUAUCGGUGAUUCAAAAUACCAUGAAGAGAAUCGAUUUAGAUUACAUCACAAUUGAAGAAGACGUGCGAGGCCACUGUCAUACAUCUUACAAAGUUGAAGGUACAAAGGAAACGAGUCUGUUAAUCGAAAAAAGAAAAGAUCUCAACUCUUGUACAACGGGUUCAACAUUUCAGUCAUUUUUACAGUCAACGCCUUACAAUUUUCAGUCGGUGAGUAACAAAUUACCCAAAUUAUCCUGUUUAUGUAACCCCUUGCAGGUUACUUCCGAAAGAGACAGUUUGAUGAAAUCAGAAAGCUUGUGUAAAAUGUCAAUUGACCAUAACAUCUAUAAUCAAAUCACGUGUGAGGAGACCCAUGCGUUCCAACCAUUCUCCCAUAAUGUGGCAGGAGCCGUAACUGUAUUAAAACAAACACUAACUCUUCAGUCAGACAUUAGUGGAGUCGUAGAAGAUUUACCGACCAUUACCAAAAGAACAACUUUACUAUACGAUCAAGUACCAACACCAAAACCAACGUCUGGAGAACUGAAAGCGUCACGAGAUUUAAUAAAACAACUUUGCAAACUGAACGCUAACAAUUUCCAAGCCGAAUUUUCAGAUUUAUUUACACGGUUCAUCCAUACGGCUCGCCAUCUUUCGUAUACCGCAUUGUCCUCAUUAUUUGGUCACGCUGAUACAAUUUGCAUAAGUGGAAGGAAACACAUGCUUGAUGCUUUACCGUAUGUAGGAAGCAGUGCAGGUGUAUCAGUAAUGAAAGACAUAAUGCUAAAUAAUAGCAUUUCUGAUGAUACAAUGCACGAUUGGUUGAACAACAUCGCUUUUAUUUCGCGUCCCGAUGAAGACAUGCUGGAAGCUGCAAGUGAAUUAUUGCUGCACAAGGGAAGCGACUUCACUGUUACAUUAACCGUUACUGCCUUGACACAUACGUUCUGUGUGCAAAAUAAGCACUGCUUGUCAAAUGAGUUCGUCGAAAAAAUAGUGACGUUUUUAGAGAAAGAAAUUUCAAAAAGGUAUACCCGCGAAAAUGAUUUCGAUGCACAAGAAAGUAUGUUAGUUUCGUUAAAAGGACUGGCGAACAUUGGAGUUCUAUCGGAACAUUUCAAGAAUACUUUGUUUUCGAUGGUAAAGGAUAGUACUCUGAGCGUAGCACUCAGGAUAGCCUGUGUUGAAGCAUUUCGACGAUAUCCAUGCGAAGAAACCAGUAGGUUCUUUGAGUCCAUUUAUCGCAAUCAAACAGAAGAUGCCGAGGUUCGAAUUGCAUCGUAUCUUCAGAUUAUGCGAUGUCCUCAUUAUUUGGUUAUUAGGACCAUUCGCCAUAGUUUAGAAAACGAAGAAGUUAACCAAGUGGGUUCAUUUGUUUGGAGUCAUUUGAAGAAUCUUUUGAAAUCUUCCGUUCCGAGCAAAGUGGAGAUCCAGAGUGUGCUUAAUGACAAAGAUUUGAGUAAAAAGUUCAGCAGUGACAUACGAAAAUUUUCACAUAAUUAUGAAGGCUCGGUGUUCUUUGAUGAAUAUAACGUCGGUGGCAGUUGUGAAAGCAAUGUUAUUUUCUCGCCUUCAUCGUACGUCCCUAGAAGUCUCAAUUUCAAUUUGACGGUCGAUUUGUUUGGGAAGUCCAUCAAUAUACUAGAGCUGACAAGUCGAGUUGAGGGUUUCGAAAACUACCUGGAAUCGGUGUUUGGUCCAAAAGGUCCAUUGAACGCAAAAAAAUUGCACGAUAAGUUACCGAGGAUGAGAUGGCCAAGAAGCAAUUUUGACAACAAACAGUUAUUGUCGGAAGUAGACAAAAUGGCCGAAUCUAAUCGCAACAACUUUGGUGAACCGAAGGUUUCGUUAGGAAUGAAGAUUUUUGGGAAUGAUCUCAAACACAAAACCUUGAAAGGGAAGGACGAAAUCUUGAAGGCCAUAUAUAGCUUACAUCCAAUUGAUCAUAUCAAAAGGCUAGUUUCUGGAAAAGAAUUGAAUUACAACAAAGCCGCAAUGUUCAUGGACAGUAACUAUAUCGUACCGACCGGCUCUGGUUUCCCAAUCAUUUUGAAUUCUGUCGGAACCGUAUCAGUAAACUUAAAAAUAUUUGGAUCAUUAAAUGCGGAUAAUUUCUUGAAAACUAAAGCUCUGGAUCUAGUGGGAGAUAUAAGGCCUAAUGCUGCUGUAGAUAUUGUGGGCACUAUGUCGGUCGAUGCAUUCUACGCCAGUACAGCUAUAAAAUUGAAAACAAACGUGUAUACUUCAACGGCAGUAGAGGGCAAUGUUAAAGUUCGAGGAACUGAUGUAAUUAGUGCAACAUUCAGCCUUCCAAAUGAAAAAUCAGAACUAUUUGGCGCACAAUCCGAGCUGAUUGUUGUCAAGGGAGGAGUGGAACACCAACAAUCUGGAGUGGAGGGAAGUGCCGUGGAAAAGUCAACCUGCAGUUGGCCCGUGUUUGAAAAAACCCUCGGACUCAAGUUGUGCGCCCAUUACCAUUAUCCUAAUGUAACUCGCAUAGAAACAGCGCCUUAUUUUCCACUUGCGGGCCCGUCUGGGUUUGGGCUUUCACUGCAAAAAACCGCUCAGUCUUAUAUUUUGGAAUAUACGUGGGAUAAGAAAAGCAAAAAUAAUGCAAUGACCCUUACAUUUGACGCCGUGGGCACGGUAGAGCGGAGAUUAAUGAGUGCCAACAUGAGCUUUCAUCCAUUGGGAUGUGAUUCCAACCUUGCGUUAAACGCACCAGGUUAUACCAUUUUAACGCAUGGGAGCUUAAAAAACACAAAAGAUGAAAAAUACCUAAAAAUGACUCUAGAUAUAAACAACAAAAAACACUUUGACGCCAGUUUAUCACUGAAGCAAGCAGAGAGUCAGAAUGGACACACCUACUUCCCAAAGGCAUACUUAGGCGUUAAUGGAGAGCGUGUAGCCGAAAUUCAAGGUACUCUGAAAUGGAUGACAAAGAAAAGUAUUUCGCAGUGCGACGUCGACCUAACAUUCCACACUAAGAGACUAACUUCUAAAGUGUUCGGCUACGUAUCAAAGACGGACGGAUCGGUAGGAGUUAAUUUAAAACUGGAUUACAAAUUUGUAAAUACGAAAGCACAAAGAGCAAUAUUAGAAGUUUUGUUAGCUAAUCGUUCCACUCGUACCUUAAUGGCAUUGAUAGGGGAUAUCAAAGUAGAAACUACAGCGUAUCCGCAUUUUAACUUUGAGGCAGCACUUAAAUUUCAAAGAGCAGCGGGUCGCUUGGAAAGUAAGUUGGAAAUCACUUCUGGACUGAAUAGUCGUAAUACUGAAAAUGACGAUUCCAACAGGCUGAAAGUUUUGAUUGAAAUUAAGCAUAAAACUACAUCGGGUGGUUACGAUUUUGAAAUAAAGACGUUAGCAUUAAAACCGGCUUCCGACCUACAUUUAGGUGUGCAGGUCCUUUAUCUAGUAAGAGGGCCUACUUCAGACCUAAAGGCUCUGCUAAAGUACUCCAAGGAGAAACAAGCUGUGAUCAACGUGUACUGGUCUCAUCCACAUGGCACUCUUGAACGCUACGAAGGACUUAUAAAUGUAACAAUUCCACAUCACUCACCAAUGAUCGCCCAGUUAAAGGUCAACGAAAGGAAGACCAACAACUACGACAUUACGCUAGAUCUCUCUUGGUUCAGUGGACAUAGUGCAAAUAUUCGAGGAAUGUACCAAGACAGAAGUACACUAACGGCAUCUAACCAUCAUCUGAAAACCAUAAUAAAAUCGGCAAGUUUCGCUGAUUUAGAAACAGACGCGCAGCUUUAUCAAGACGAUAUCGAAUUCAAAAUCCAGAUAAGGGCAAACCAAGGCGGUGAAGAUUACGCACUGUUUUACAAACACGUAAUGUCGUCCCUGCUGGAUAUUUCUACUCAAGCAAGACUCAAAUACAAUAAGCAAAUUUACUCGGUGACUAGCUCCGUUAACUUGAGAGAGCGAAAGCAAGUGUUGCUAGAAUUUCACUUAGAUCGAUUUCGGGAUGUGUACGUAGAACUAUGGUGCGAUAAUAAGGAAUUGCACAAAACGGCAGGAUUUGAAAUCAAAUGGGAUGCGAAUCGCGACCCCAAUCAAAAGCUCAUCGUAACAAUUGAGUUUAAAAAUCCGGAAUUAUAUAACUAUGGAGGAAACUUGAUAAUCUCCUACCCUGGGCGAGCUGUUAAUGGCAUUUUUAAUUUGCACAUAAAGAGCGGUCAGUUUUUUACACAAACAUAUUUGGCGUGGAGUCCAACGGACGUUUUGUCGUUUACAUUAAACACGGAAUUCUCAAAUGAGGCCGAAACAGUACUUUUAAUGAAUUCGCAGUUAGUUACUCCACUGGAAGAUUGGAAGAAAUGUUCACUUCAUACAAGAUAUAACCAGAAGAACAACAUGUAUAGUUUGAACAGCAGUAUUAAUUGGAAUAAUAAUAAUCGCAUUUCCGCUGAAGUGUUUAGAGACUAUGAAAAAACAAACACCAACACCAGAUAUGAAUUUUCAAGUUCAGUGAUUAGUACAGUGCAAGACUUCCCUUCAGUUACCCUGAGCUUAAAGCACAAUCAGGAUGUGUCCAAAAUGGACACGCACCUCAAUUUGAUGCUAAACCCCAAAAAAGCAAUUACCCUAAAAAGCUCUUGGUUUAUUAACGAAAGUAAGAACAUGAAGAAUUUAACUGGAACAGUUUCUUUAGUAAGCUCCUUUGUUGGGUAUAACAAAGGAUUGCUCGUUAGUAAAAUAUAUGUCACAAACAAAAAAUAUUUACGAGGUGUAGCCGAGUUAGAUCUUGAUCACAGAAAAUAUACGACAAGCGUGGAAGGAUACUACCACAAAUUUUCGGAUAACAUGUUUGAGUUUAACAUAACUACCCCCAAUCAGAACUUGAAAAAGGUCACCGGAAAUUUUGGAUUUCAGGAGGAAAAAAGACAAGCAAUCGCUUUAAUUCAAUACCCUGCCGGUGCAAUGGGAGUUGAAAUAAAGCUGAACAUUGAAAGUCUGCAAAACUUCGACGUAAAGCUUUAUGCGGCCACACCGCUGGAAUUUCUGCAAAUGAUUUUAAUUUUGGGAAAACUCAAAGCGGAAGAAGUCGACUUUAGGGUUGGAUGGAACUCGUUACUCGCCGGAUUUACGGGAGUUUCGCACUACACGAACGUUACAGAUUUUGAAUACUCAUAUCAGAUUUACACUCCUAUUGAAGGAUACAAACAGAACGGAAUUGUUGCUAAACUUAUAUUCAAAGAAGGUUUAGACUUCGAAGUUUCUGUUAAGUUGGCCGAAAAAAGGGUGGGAUUAUCACUUCUUGCUCAACCCAAACCAAAAAUACUAAACGAAAUGGGAAUACAAACGCAAGCAAUUUAUAAUCAAAAUUUUGGCGGUGAUGAUAGCGACGAGGACUACGAGGAAAUAGAGAACCCAAUUAACUGGAAUGGUUUUAUAGAAAUUGAUUCAAUUGUCUAUCCCACUGUUAAUUGCAGUUUCGACAUCGACCAAAUGGGCAACCUUUAUGUUCUUCUGGGGACAGUGUCGCUACGCGAGGGAUUUGUCGAAUUCAAAAACGAAUUUGAUUUCAUGGAUAUCCUAAAUAUAAACAACAAACUCUACGUCAGCACACCAUACACUGCUUACAAGGAGGUUACAUUUAUUGUGGACUUAGAUAUUGUAAUAGGAUACCAAAUUGGGUUUGGUCUGAAUUUUGAUUACCAAAAUCGAAGCGACGUUGUGUCCAUGGGAACGUCUGUUUUGUACAUUUUUGAAGACGGAGACGACUCAAUUCUUCACAAUAUCACCUUUCACUUACACUCACCAUACGAAAGCGUUGAGAAGAUUGAUUUACGAACUUAUUUUGAGAAAGACGUUGACGUUUAUACUGUUACCACUGAUCUAGUUACAAAGAGUACAGACGUGACGGUUAACGCAAGAGCAAAGUUGGAACCAACGAAAUGGGAUAUUAAUGGGAUACUGCACGUCACAACACCCAAUAUUUAUAUACCAGAAACAAAAUUUGAUUUCAAACGAGAAUUUUCGAAGCCGGAAAAUAAGGUGGUACUGAAUUUUGACAUGAAGAGGGAAACGCCUAGUAAAGUGCAUUUAUUAACUAUUUGGAAGUAUAUCAGUCUUACAAACUUUAAAGGAAAAUUGCUACUGGAGACGCCUAUAAGAGGAAUGGAAAAAGCGGACAUUGAAACAUCUUGGGCUUUUACUAAAGGAGAAGGAAAUGGAAAAUUCAAAGUGGACCUUCGACCAAUAAAUAUGGUUGGAAAUUUAACCGUUCAAAACAAUCAACUAAUAUCGACUGUUCAAUCCCAAUUUGGCAAAGAAAGCCGAUUAAUAACAAUUCAGGGACAAUUAUCUGAUGAUAAUUUAAUCCAAGGUGUCGUUAAGACAAAUGACAAAGUGUAUCAAGUAAGCGGUUCUGUGGAAGUAUUUCAGGAUCGCUGGCCCAAGGGAGCUGUGAUUCAUAUUAAACCGCAAGACGGAGCGGUACCUUUCCUUAUACAAUAUCAAGCUAAUCGAACUUUAACAAACGAUAUCUCGUUCAAUGUAAAGUUAAGCCAAGAUGCGACCUUCAUUAAUUUAUAUGCGAACAUUAGAUCGGACGUUAAAGAAGAAUGUAACAUACACUUAGAAGUUACCACAUCUAACACGCGUUAUUCGGCUUUUAUUGUCGACUCGCAAAUAAGAAACACCCUUAACGUGAAAAGCCUGGCCCUAGAUGCUCAGACACCAUUUGAACAUUUGGAAAACCCGCACCUUAAAGUACAAUACAGCAAGUUGGAUGUUAAGCGCAAUUUACAAGUUAUGUAUCAGACAAGCGAUGCUGUUGGAAGUAUAGAAGGCGAGUGGUCUUGGAUAAUAAUGGAAAAUAUGCAAAUUAAGUUUAUCAACAAUUACACAACGCCCAAUACUGCAGAAAGCACAAGUUUUGAAGUGUACUAUAUUAAUCCCACGCCUUCAUUGACUGGUUUACGGCUUGGUGGUUACGCUGCAAUUAACGACAUAUGGAACGUCAGUUCGGAUGCGACAUUGUCAGUGUUAUCCAUGCAGGAUAUAAAUCUGAAAGCUAACGUAAAAUUGCCCAAGUCUAGUGAACACAAGGUCGCCGGGAAGUUUAAUAGUAACAAAGAUUGGACAAACCUCAAUUAUUUGCUAACUUACUCUUCCCCUAAUUCAAAUAAAAGCUAUCUGUCGACAGGAAAGAUUGACUACUGCGCCACCAAACUAAAUGGAAAUGUGAACGUCGAAUUUAAUCGUAAUCGCCUGGAAAACUAUUUCGAUUGGUUGCACAUUGAUGACGUUGUUAACGUUCAUUACAGGAUGCGUUCUCCUACAUACGAAGCAGAGGAUACAGUUGUAGUGGAUGCAAUUUUGAAUAAUCUGCAAAUGUCCAAAAACGUAACAUUGCAUGUGCACUAUCCAGAAAGCCGACCAGUUAUGAAAGCUCAGGUCAAUUUCCGCGAGUUUGCAAAUAUGGCAGGAACGGUAGACUUGGUCACUCCAUUUAAAAAAUACGAAUUUGUGAAUACCAAAUUUAGCGCGGAAACAAGCGGCAUGGUUUACAAUCGAUUUAUAGAACUCUCGUGGCCCAACAAUACCCUUAUUAUAGACGGAAAACGUACUACCGUCCUCGGCAGGUCUGCACUGGAUCGAAAUACUACCGGAGUUAUAAAAAUCGAGAUCCCAUUGAGUACGAAACAUUUGGCAAGAGUAGAUUAUGAAUAUAUGGAAGAACCCAAUGUAUGUUUGGGAUCUGCAUCGGUGGAUUAUAAUGGAAAUAACGUUUUAAACGCAAAGUAUAAUCAACAGUCGGAAUCUCGAGCUGGAUUCGACAAGGAUGUUAUACAUUUCGAAGCAGAAAAUAGUUUCAGACCAGUUGGAGUGACUUACAUACACGGAUACAAGUAUGGCGCACCAAAUGGGUACGAAGACAUAAUCUAUGCUGACUCGAAGCAUUUCGAAGUGUAUGAUCUACAUAAUCGAACAGGAUUUAAUGUAACUUUCGAUGUAGGGUUACAGUCGACUUUCUCAGGAAAAGAAAUAACGAUAACUGCGAUCCAUUCUAAUCAUACUGUAAAACUAUGGAGCGAUUACGAGGUGCUGGAUCAACAAUUCAAGCAACACACAAAGAUCGAAUUAGCGCCUACAGUUUGGGUUUUGUACGAUUUAAAUAUUCUUAAUAAAACAGAGGACGAAAACUUGGGCUCUCAGCUUAUGGAAGUGAAGCUCUCGUAUCCUGGGAGAAGUUUUACGUCAUUUGCCACGUACAACAUCACAGAAAACGAGUUAGCAUCAGAAUUUUCGUUAGUAUGGGAUGAACAAAAACGAUGCAUACAGGCUGCCUUUGAUUGGAAAGUGGAUUCACUCUCUCCCUUGAAUCGGCAGCAAGUCCAAUUCCAAGUUAAACAUCCCAGCUUACAGAAGAAUAUUUCGCUACUGGGAGAAUACGAAAGUGGCGAUAAUAAACUGCUGGAUUUACGUUUUACCGCUGAUUACUCGGUCGAUAUCAACAGAAAAUUGGAAUUGUCUGUGUUACUGGCGGACAAUUCUAAUAAUGUCGCAAGUAAUUACACUUACAUCAUAAACGGUAAACACCCAGCCACCAAAUUACAUUUGAACUCACACGGCGAUAUCUACUGGAAACGAAACUGGUACAGCACGGAACAUUUCCUCGAUUAUAAACGAACUUAUCUACCUCUGCAGUCUAGAGAAGCUUUCGCCAAAAUAGACGUUACGAGCAAAGAAAUAGAGUUCAAGAAAAAAAGUUUGAGGGACUUAUCCUAUUUAUGGGGAAAAUACAUUCCGAAGUUUCCACUUUAUACGGCCAACUUGUCGGCAAUACAUGGGAAAGACAUCAACGCCACUGGAGAGUUUUACCUUAACUUUAAAGAAAAGUUAAUCAAACUUGAUCUUAAUGUGACAGAGGAUGGAAGCGAAAGCGUCCACAUGUACGGGGCGAUUCCCGAUGCUCGAAACGCAGUUUUUGACAUUUGGCGUAACUACGAGGACUCGACAAUUUCCGAUAUUGCUUAUUACUUACGUUUAAAUCAUUCGCGAUUGAUCGUUUCCAGUUUCAAAUGGAGACCUGAAAUGAAACGCGACAUUCAGAACAGCAUCCGAUCUACGACCGUCGGCAUGUACAAUGAAGCAGCUGAAAAUAUUGACUACUGGAGACAAUAUAUUUACGCAGAAACUGUCGAUACAAUUUUAGAUGUCUAUGAAGACUCCAAACCCUCACUUGCGCAACUUUUAGAUGACUUAGAUAAUUUGAGUGGUGUUGAAGAGGAUAUGAAAAAAUUGAAUGAGUAUCUCCAAGAGGCAUACGAGUCUAACGAGUUUUACAUUAGAGACAUUGUAGACUUCGCCGUAAAGCUUAUCGACGAACUGUCUCUGAAAUCACAGAUACAAUGGCUUCCACAAAUCAUUAAUGAGUUUUGGGAAGUUAUGGGUGAUUCUAAAGAAGAAUUCCAGAAACGCAUAUCGUGGGUUAUACAGACGCUAAAAACUUAUUACAAAAAAACGCUCUACUUUAUUAAUGGAAUAGCGCAAGGGAACACUUUAGAAUACGUAUCUGACGCCCUUUCAAAGCUACUUGAACAUUACGAUAGCUUCAUGAAAGGACUGCAUGUGUCUUUCAUUCGUGGGAUGGAAGAAUUAUGGAAACAAACCUAUACGAUGUUGAUUAAUAAUUGGUACAAAACGCUUGCGGCUCUUGAACCCACUUUUAUAAAAUUGCUCCACUAUUUGGAAACAGUUGUCUGGAAUGGGUCUAGGGAUUUUUUGGAGUUUAUAAACCUUCGGCCAAAUGAAAUGGUGGAGUCUCCUUACUUUGGAAAGUUCGCUAAGCUGACUCACGAUAUGGACAAAUUCUAUCAGGAUAUAUCGGGAAAUAAUACCCUAUCCACUAUAUAUAAAUACACAUCAGUUAUUUGGACUUUCGUUAACGAAAGAUACGUGAAAGUGUUACCAUUCAGUAACGAAUUUAGUGAGAUUUUCGCUGAAAUUAGCCACGAGAUAAUGGCGUUGAGAAGAGUGCCCUAUAUGGAUUAUAUAAUUGAGAAGUGCGACGAAAUUUAUGAAAAUGUCGUAUGGCUAGCGAACUAUUUCAGUAUAAAAACAAAAAUUGAAAGAUAUGUAGGGGUUGUUUACAGCAAAUUAAUGGAUUUCAGUCAAACGGCGUUAGAAACCGAAAACCGGCGGCGUACAGCAAAAACGAAAUUCAUUUUCGACCCCAGUGAAGGACUUGUGUACCUUGAACAAAAAUUGCCAAUAUCGUGGCACGCUUUCAAUGAAACUCCAAAAUUUCAGGAAAUACCCGAAUAUAAGGCAAUUAAUGAUCUGCAAAAUUAUUUUACUACAUCCAAGACUAACUUCUGGAAUUUUUAUUACGAUUACAAACCGUACACUGACUCGAGCGAUUGGUUUCCACCGUUUAAAGCUCAAGCCAUGCUUGCUGGAUCGAAAUAUUACGUUACAUUUGAUCGCACAUAUUACAAUUUUCAAGGUAGCUGUACUUACUUAUUAGCGGCGGAUUUCACCGAUCGCAACUUUACAAUUGCGAUGUCCUACGAUGCCACACGUAAAAACAAUAACGAAUUGACACUAAUUGUAAAUCACACCGUAAUUAAAAUUAACGUAGGAGAAGACGUUGUCAAAAUCGCCGACUCGACCGUUUCACGCUUGCCAAUGCAGGUCGAGGAUCUUUUCCUUUACCAAGAGUAUGGAAUUGUCACUGUGGAUAGCGCGUCGGGAUUUGUUUUACAAUGUAAUAUGAAAUUUGACGUUUGUGUAUUGGAACUUUCAGGAUGGUAUUUCGGGAAGACAGCCGGUCUUUGGGGAACAAUGAACAAUGAACCUUCAGACGAUUUAUUUACGUCAAGUGGUAAAAAAGUUGAAAGUAAAGACAUCGAUAGUUUUGCGCGAUCUUGGACGUUAGAUAAAACUUGUUCACCGCGCAUAAAGCCAUCCAUGCAAAAACAUAAUCCACCCGAAGGAGUAAAAGCCCUUUGCGAUGUCUUUUUCCGUAGUAAAGUGUCCCCUUUUGUCGCAUGCUUCCCUAGAGUGUCUAAUGCACCGUUCCUCAGUAUGUGCCUCGACAGUUCUUCCGAGAAAGAAACCUGCACAUCCGCUAUAGCUUACAUGAAUCUCUGUGCGGUUGAAAAUACUCCUUUACGUAUACCGGAAGCGUGCGUUAAAUGCAAUUUACUAAAUGGAACGACGGUGCCGGAGGGAGAAUUUAUUCGUUUUGAGGGUGAUGCAGUUCCCAGAUCAACCGACGUCGUUUUCAUUGUGGAGGCAAAGAUGUGUAACAAGGAUUUGAAAUCUAAACGUAAUAUGGACAUACUGAUCGAUCUCAUCCAUAAAGAGCUUUUCGAAAUGAACAUCACAGAUAACAGGUAUUCUGUUGUAACAUUUGGUGGAAAUGGAGUUUUUAAUUUACCCCGAAGCAUUGCUAUUGAUGGAAACCAUUUUGCAGAUUAUCGUUCUAUCAAGCCAUAUUUUAAAAACAUUCCAACCGGUAAUGGAAGUGACGACAUUUUUGCUGGAAUUGUGUUCGCGACAAAGUUAGUAUUUCGCCCAGGAGUUUCCAAGACAUUUAUUUUGUUGCCUUGCUCGGAUUGUCUCGAAUCUUCUAUGAAGUUGGACUACGCUAUUUUGCACCAAUUGCUGAUAGAAAACGACAUCACGCUACAUAUAUUGAUGAACGAGGAAUUUCGAUUCCAAAAGUCGCGAGUAAAUAAAAUCUUUUUCGGCAUGGAUGGAACUCGCGCUUUUACGAAGAACGAUGUAAGGGAGCUUAAGGGGGAUAGUGAUUUACUAGGACAAGUGCGAAAACCUAAAUCAACCUUAGGGGUUUGCAUGUCUUUUGCUAGGGAUACUAACGGGUCUAUAUUUACGGCAAAGAAGUUGGAAGCAGAUAAAAAGAAUGCAAUAAAACGAUUUGCCGCCGUGUUUGCUAAAAGAGUAGCCCAUUCCGCAACGCCCAAGAAAUGCCAAAUAUGUGAAUGCACAGCACCCAAUACAGGAUUAUCUUAUAUGGAAUGUUUUCCAUGCCACUAUCCAGUUUUUGCGUCGAUUAAUAACGGUUUCAAUGAAGAUGAAAUGUUGGAGGUGAUGCAACCCAUGGACGAAGAUGAAGAAUUUGAUUACUCAGAGGAAUAAAGUCAGAUACGUAGUUAAGGUUUGUGUUUUGUGUAAGUUUUAUAAAUAUUGUAUUUAUGGAAAGAAACGUUAAGUAAAUAAAUUCAUUUUAGUAA
Photinus pyralis (common eastern firefly) is the source of this 12786-nucleotide messenger RNA. RefSeq lists its product as uncharacterized. The transcript has 54 exons. Gene Ontology annotation, biological process: lipid transport. The record is from RefSeq and is a predicted model, not a curated record. Gene Ontology annotation, molecular function: lipid carrier activity. Bases 89 to 12691 code for a protein of 4200 amino acids. NCBI's taxonomy places the organism in Eukaryota, Metazoa, Arthropoda, Insecta, Coleoptera, Lampyridae.